Molecule: messenger RNA, 1419 nt
Organism: Corticium candelabrum
Lineage: Eukaryota; Metazoa; Porifera; Homoscleromorpha; Homosclerophorida; Plakinidae
Product: transcriptional adapter 2-alpha-like
Exons: 18
Coding region: 60-1352 (430 amino acids)
Biological process (GO): regulation of transcription by RNA polymerase II; chromatin remodeling
Cellular component (GO): nucleus; SAGA-type complex
Molecular function (GO): chromatin binding; transcription coactivator activity; protein binding
Source: RefSeq, a predicted model, not a curated record
UAUAUUUGCUCUCUCGCUCUUGCCAGUUUGGACGACUAAUAAAACUUGUUUAUUGGCAAAUGACAUCUUCCGAGUUGGCGUGUCCUGGCUGUUUGUGUGUGCUCUUGGAACCAUUUGUUGAAUGCAACGUGUGCAGAGACUUGUAUCUUUGCCUUCAAUGUUUCUCUCGUGGUGUGGAAGUAGGCAAUCACGAGAGUGAUCAUGACUACGCUAUUUUGAGCAACAAGUUUCCUCUUAGACCAAACUCUGAUUGGACAGCGAGGGAAGAACUGGCUUUGCUAGGAGCCAUUGAAGAUCACGGAUUAGGAAACUGGUGUGAUGUAUCAAAUCAAGUUAGGACCAAGCCAGCUGCUGAGUGCUGUCGACACUACAUUGAAAACUUUAUUGAAAAGCCGUUUUCACCAGAAUUAGAGUUUCAUAUACCAAAGAAAGAGAGACUGGAAGUGAUGCCAUCUUUUCAUCAAUCAAAACCUGCUGUGAAGAAAGUAUGUAUUGAUCCUCCUCGUCCUGCACUGGGAAGUCAACAAUCAAACGACAUGGCUGGUUAUCUGCCGUGGAGAGGAGAGUUUCAGGUUGAAUAUGACGACAAUGGAGACUUUGUUCUACAAGAUAUGUCAUUCGAUGACAUAGACACACCGUUAGAGAGAGAAUUGAAUUUAGCUGUCAUUGAUAUCUAUCAAAGUACACUGGAAGAGAGAGCAUAUCGUAAGAGAGUUCUGCGUGACUAUGGACUUCUGAGUUGGAAGAACCACAGGGUUCACAGUCUUAAGCUGGUUUCUCCUGGAAGGGACAUUCAACAUAUACUACGACCAUUCAUGAGAUUGCACAGUCCUGAAGAACACGAUAAGCUCUUACAAUGCACAGCUUAUGAACUAAAGCUAAAAGAAGAGGUUUGUCGAUUGCAAGAAUACCGGACAGCUGGAAUAAGAAAUUUGAAAGGGGCAGAUCUAUACGAACAACUUAAAAGUAAACGGUAUCACACGGUGCGCAAGCAUACAGCAAUGGAUAAUAUACUCUCAACUAUUGAUAUGCAGACAAAGAAUUGGGCGAUGUCUUCAAACUCUGGCUUGGAAGUUGUACCUAGAGGAAGAAAGCCAGUAAGAAGGUUAGAUAUCUCCGCGGCUCCCGGAGUGGGUAUUUUGUCUGAUGAAGAAAGAGAGUUGUGUUCAUCUCUUCGCCUUCUACCGUUGGCUUACCAGAAACACAAGGCUAUCUUGAUACAGGAGAGUGAAAGGCUUGGAGGUCUUAAAUUAGCUGAUGCUCGACGAUUUGUUCACAUCGAUGUAAACAAGACUAGAAAGUUGUUUGAUUAUUUUACAGACCAAGGGUGGAUUCGAGACUUACCACCUUAGUGUAUUUAUGUCUUUCUACAUACUGUACAGUAGCCAGGCUGUCACAUUAUAUUUCAAAAUAUCUCGA